AUGUAUGUUUUGAUGUUUAUGUUAAAGGUUCAAGAAUUGGAAGCUUUAGGAGGCCACUGUUUAUUGAUCUGCGGCUUUGAAGGCCAUGUUUUCCAUGGCUCAACAGAUGUCGGCAAUAAGAUGUUGAAUGAUAGCGAAAACGAUUUGGUACAUCACUUCGCCAAUUUGCUGCAGUGUUCUCAGGAUGGAAAGGAGAAUAUUUCCGUAAAAGCUAUUCAAGAACUUUUUAAUAAAAAAUACGGUGAAGUUGUGAAAAAGAAAAACGGGAAAAUGCCAUAUUCGAAAAUUCAAGAAUAUGGUAUUGCUUUUAUCGGACUUCCAGCUCAUCUGGAGAUAGAUAUUGGAACUACACCACGAAAGCCUGCUCUGUACGGUUCGGCUCAGCGUCGUGAAUUGUGGCAGUCUAGAAAUGCUUGGUCAUUAACUAUUACUUCAUCAAGUAAUCUUAUUUCCAAUGCUCACACUGAUGCCGGUCAUUCUGCUCUCCAAUCUAUUUCUGAUCCUGUUGUCUCUAACUGUAAUUCAACGCUUCAACUUCCAAUCCUCCUACUUCUACUGCCUUACAUUCUACUUUUUGUCUACACCUUCGACUUCCCAUCCUCUUACUUCCAGUCCUGCUGUCUCUAG
Dendronephthya gigantea is the source of this 627-nucleotide messenger RNA. RefSeq lists its product as uncharacterized. The transcript has 3 exons. The coding region runs from base 1 to 627 and encodes 208 amino acids. The record is from RefSeq and is a predicted model, not a curated record. NCBI's taxonomy places the organism in Eukaryota, Metazoa, Cnidaria, Anthozoa, Malacalcyonacea, Nephtheidae.